AUGCUCUGCGGGAUUUCCUCGUUCUGUGCACCUUAUCAUCCGCGGGCAGGCAGCACCGAGAGCCCGAAGCCAGUCCACGGGGCCUCCAUCCCACUACACUCUCUCACACUCAAGGCUUCAUGCAGACUUCACGUCCGCCUUGGCCCCUAUCCCCCUGGCGGGCGUCUGCUAUGGAUAAAAAGGAUCCCAUUGCUAUCCAUAAAUGCCACACCUCUGCUAGAGAGCUUUGCAUUACAAGAAAAUCUUUUAUUAGAAUUUCUUUUAAUAUGCCACUUGGAAUUCAUUAUCAGAGGCUUCUUAAUUUCCAGAUACCCCUUUCAUCCCCCAAAAGUCCGCUUCCUGACGAAGAUAUACCAUCCGAACAUUGACUCAGCUGGAAGAAUCUGCCUUGACAUCCUCAAGUUACCUCCCUCAGGUGGAUGGAGACCAGCACACAACCUCUCCAGUAUCUUGACCUCAAUUCGCCUGCUUAUGGCUUCUCCCAACCCGAAUGAUCCACUGAUGACUGACAUUGCUGAAGAGUAUCAGUUCAAGAAAUCUCAAUAUGAAGCAACUGCCAAAGAAUGGACUGCUAAAUUUGCUAAAAGUGUGGAGGACACAGCCAAGCCAGGUCAGGAGGAGUCCAAGUCAUCAGAAAAACGAAGUAACGAAUCAGACGAGGAAAAUGAAGAAACAAGCAAAAAGGCAAAGAAAUGAGAGAGCAGAAGAUGAUGGAGGAUUUAUGGAUAAUUUCUUUGUUUUUACAUGUCAAGAGGAAAGUGCACCAUGCAUGCUGCCACAUUUUUGAUUCUCUUUUUUAUGUUACAAGUCACUUACUCAUAGUGCUGUCUUGUUAAACUUGGUAUUUUAAUGUGAAUAUUAUGUUUGAUAUAGUAAUAUUCUUUAAUAAAUUAUAUUUUUCUUUCCUU
Molecule: messenger RNA, 908 nt
Organism: Penaeus indicus
Lineage: Eukaryota; Metazoa; Arthropoda; Malacostraca; Decapoda; Penaeidae
Product: ubiquitin-conjugating enzyme E2 T-like
Exons: 4
Coding region: 1-696 (231 amino acids)
Biological process (GO): DNA damage response; protein polyubiquitination
Cellular component (GO): nucleus
Molecular function (GO): ubiquitin conjugating enzyme activity
Source: RefSeq, a predicted model, not a curated record